Messenger RNA from Ctenopharyngodon idella (grass carp), 3782 nucleotides. RefSeq names its product leucine rich repeat and Ig domain containing 4b (gene lingo4b). The record is from RefSeq and is a predicted model, not a curated record. The transcript has 3 exons. Gene Ontology annotation, molecular function: protein binding. Lineage: Eukaryota; Metazoa; Chordata; Actinopteri; Cypriniformes; Xenocyprididae. The coding region runs from base 630 to 2444 and encodes 604 amino acids.
GCCACGAGUCUCACUCAGGCAACCAUCUGCUGUUUUACCUAAAUCCGGAGAUUUGGCCAAGCCGCGCAAAUAUCUGUCAUUCUCUCAGAGUGCCCUCACGAGGUGUUAUCCUUCAUCAGCUCUGCUGAAUAGACCAGUAAACACCGAUCUGCUCUCUAAAACCGCUGGGGUUUGGAUGUUCACUCGUAUUGAAACGGGCAGGUGGGAGUUGGAAGUUAGAGGAGCGAGUGCAGAGGAGCGUCAGUGCGGAGAACAGCCAACCUAAAUUAAGGUUACAAUUAUCCUACUAGACCCCGGAGGGAUGUGUCGUAGACUGAAGGAAUUAAUGAAGAAACAAAGCGAUUAAAAACAUUCGGGUCUUGUCUCAAGACAGGCUCGUCGUCUUUCUGAGCACGAUGUUAGAGGACAUUGUGCAAAAGUGAGGAACUGCGAACCGAGAUGGACAAAGACUUGGAAAGCUAUGACAUCGCUGCCAUGCAGAUAUUGUAAGGGAAGCGGGCUUUUGGAAGUGUGACUUCUAAAUGUGACUGAAUGCAUCUCCAACGAACACUGAGCCCCACAUAGAUACCAUCCUGAAAAUAUCUGGUUAUGAGAACUGGCACUACAAAAGUCCCUUGGAAGGAGGUAAGAUGUUCAUGGAUCUGUGUGGCCAGCGGGGCGCAUGGACAGUCCUGCUGUUGUGGUGCCUAAACCUAUCAGCUGCUGACUUCACCUGCCCACAGAAAUGCACUUGUUAUCAUGACACAUUGGAGGUCAACUGCUCCUCAAGACACCUGACAGGUGUGCCUGAGGGGUUACCCAGCAAUGCCAAACGCUUAGAUCUUUCAGGAAACCAAUUGAAAACGUUGGCUAGACGUCAGUUUUCCGGUCUGUCAAAGCUGGAGGACCUGGACUUGAGCGAGAACAUUAUCUCCAUGAUUGAGGUGGAAACAUUUCAGGGGCUGAAGAACCUGCGAUACUUGAGGAUAAAGAACAACCGCCUCAAGAUCCUCCCCGUCGGGGUCUUCUCUGGCCUCUCCAACCUUCAACGUCUGGAUAUCAGUGAGAAUGAGAUCCUGGUUUUCCUGGAUUACACAUUCCGGGACAUGAUUAACUUACAGCAGCUCGAUGCAGGAGAAAACGACCUGGUGUUUAUCUCGCAACGGGCUUUUGUUGGGCUGCAGGCGCUGAAAGAGCUGAACGUGGACCGCAGCAAUCUAACCUCCAUCCCCACUGAGGCUCUGUCGCAACUUCAGAGCUUGACCAAGCUGCGUCUGCGCAAGCUGACCAUAAGCGUGCUGCCCAACAACGCCUUUCGCCGACUGCACCAGCUGCGCACAUUGCAGAUCCUCCAUUGGCCUUCUCUCGAGACGCUUAAUAGCAACAGCCUGGUCGGUCUCAACCUUACCACUUUAGUUUUAAGCAACUGUAACCUUAGCUCUGUACCUUACGCUCCCUUGCGCCAUCUCACUUACCUGCAGUAUCUCGACCUGUCCUACAACCCCAUCACCUCCAUACAAGGCAACUUGCUGGGGGAGCUUCUUCGGCUGCAGGAGUUGCACCUGGUAGGUGGGAGCUUGUUACGUAUUGAGCCGGGUGCCUUCAGGGGUCUGGUCCACUUUCGUUUGCUCAAUGUGUCCUCAAAUCGUCUAACGACAUUGGAAGAAAGUGUCUUCCACUCCGUAGGGAACUUGCAGACACUGCGGCUGGACAGAAACCCGUUGGCUUGCGACUGCAGGCUACUCUGGGUUGUGCGACGGCGUCGGCGGCUGGAUUUUGAUGGCCGCCAACCCACCUGUUCGGCUCUGAAUCAGCACAAGAAGGCAUUUCGUGACUUUUCAGAGGAUGACCUUCCAGUUAUAUUUACGUGCAGACAAGCACAGAUUCUGAACCGCCAGCUGCAGGAUGUGAGUGUGGUGGAGGGCAUGAGCAUACGCUUUGACUGCAGAGCCGACGGCUAUCCGUCGCCUUCUAUUACUUGGCUGUCAGCCCAACAGACUGCACUUAGCUCUGUCGGGAGAGUACGAGUGCUUGCUAAUGGGAGUUUAGAAGUGCGUUACGCCCAAGUACAGGACAGUGGAACGUAUCUAUGUAUUGCAGCUAAUGCAGCGGGUAAUGACAGCAUCUCCAUGAGUCUCCAAGUGGAGGGGAUCCCACAAAACCGCACAGCAUCGUAUUUCUCAGACGAGGGAUGGAUGGAAACUUCAUUACCUCCUUCUACCAACUCCUCGGCACGGGUGUCAAAUCCUUACCCAUUUGAUGCUAAAACCCUCAUCAUUGCUACCACCAUGGGAUUUCUCUCUUUCCUCAGCUCUGUGGCGAUCUGUUUUGUGUUUAUGUUCUUCUGGAGUCAGAGCAAAGGACAGAUAAAACACACUGCCACUAUAGACUUCGUGCCACGAUCAUCCAUGGGUGGAGGUGGAGAUGGUGGGGACACUGGGAGAUUCACAAUGAAGCUUAUUUGAGCUGGAAUAGAAAAUGAAUGGUCACAGUUACAAUUAGUUAAGCCUUUAAAACUGUAGUAACUCUCAAAGUUGCAGCUUGCCAACACAGCAAGGUACAAAGCCUUAUGAUAACACAUUUUGCAAGCCUGACUGACAUUCAUGUAAAUAGGUAUAGUAACUUAUCUUUAUAAUAAUCUCAUUCAUAUUUUGCAAGCCUGAUUGACAUUAAUGUAAGUAGGUAUAGUAACUUCUCUUUAUAAUAACAACAUUUUAGCUGAGAAGUUUGAUUAUAUCAAAUUUAAGAUAAGUAGGUUGUAUUGUGGAUUGAGCAAUGCCAAAGUCUGAAGACAAACAACAAAUACUCUUAGUGUCCGAUAGUAAUAAUUCAUUUUCAUAAAAUAAUACAAUUAUAUAUAACAUUUAUUUACUAUUAAGUACUAUUAAUAGUACAUUUUACGUAAAUAAUUUUAAUAUUGAUAAUUAAACAUUACAUUUAUUAACUAAUUAAUUAUAUAUACACACAUAAUAUAGUGUGUAAAGACUUUUUUUUUUAUAUAUAUAUAUAAUUUUCCACUAAUAAAUAAUUAAACAACUGCUUAUUUAUUGUGGUGUGCCCUUGAUUUGGUGUCAUUUUUUCAGGCUCACAGCUCUUAGUAUAAUGAAUAAAAUCUCUUCCUUUAUGUGGGCUCUGGCACAGUUAGACUUCAGAGAUACUCAUUUCACUGCCAAAUUAAACCAGAACACGGCAUGCGAUGAUGCAUUUGAUUUGAUUUGAACAGUAACUAUGUAACAGUUAACAGUUGUAACUAUGUUGCACAAAUGCAAAAGACUGAAAAAACCCCAUAGAACUAUAUCUGUUUUAACAGCCUAUUAAUGUCUAUUGUAGUUUGUAGCAAUUAAAACAUUGCAACAGGAAAUAAAUUAACUUAGCUAAUAGUAAGUUUUUAAAAAGUUAAGAAUUUAAAUGGAUGAGUUAAGGAUUGAAAUGGAUUACUGUAUUAUAUAUUGUGUGUGUGAUAUUGUUCAUUACAGAUGUUAUACUUAUAGGUUGCCGUAAGAUUACAAAAAUUUUGCAAGGUCAUUCAGAAAUGUCUUUUAUGCUUCUUUUUGCUGUUUUUCAUUUUUUAUAAACAUCAUCAUGUGAUGUUAUGCCAUGUCAGUGACUCUUCUGGCUAUGCACAAAUGGCUAUGUCAUGACUGCACACCACACAUGGUUAUCUACCUAAGAUGCUUUGCAAUUUAUGUAAUGUAUAUAAGUUAUAUUUCCACAUUUUGAUGUUUUUGCUAAUGCAUUUGUAAGUUAUAAUAUUUUGCAUUGGAUCAUUAAAGACUAUGCAAGUCUGCCUGUUCAGAAAACCA